Molecule: messenger RNA, 1010 nt
Organism: Ectocarpus sp. CCAP 1310/34
Lineage: Eukaryota; Phaeophyceae; Ectocarpales; Ectocarpaceae
Source: the annotation of a GenBank genome assembly
AUGAUUUUUCUGUACAAAAGCCUGUCAGACACGGCCAUCUGCUCUCGGAGCGCGACGCAACCGGUGUGUGUGGCGAAGGGUGCCCUUAUUAGCUUCCUCCACAAGCCAGCAGGUCGGAAAUCGGUGCUCUGUGGACCUUGUCCUGGUCGUAUAUACUAAGGGCCGUUUUAAACGGACCGACUUUUUGUCAAAAUUUUUGAAAGUGUCAAAAAAUGGAACCUGUAUGUAGGCGUUUGUCCAUUUUUUUCAAAAAUAUUUGGAACGAAGUUGGGCGCAACAACUUUGCUCCACUUCGUUCCAACUUUUUGACAACCCUCUCAAAGUAUUUGGAGCACUUUCCAAAGUACCCUUGCAGAGGCACGCGAGGGCUGCUGCGUCUGCACCACGAGUGCCCCUCACCGUAGAAAGUCAGCUAGGGUUGUGUGUGAGUCAUCUGUCGCUGUCGCUAUUGCUAUCGUCGCUGUUGCCAACGUUGACGAUGCUGUCUGCUGUUGCUGUGUCGUCCGAAAAACGGCGGUCCGCCAUGAUGGCUUGCAGUUGUUGCUUCGCGUCCGCCGCUUUGUUUUUUCCUUUUCCCGGGGGGGUAGGAGCAGUGGUUGCCACCCCUCGCCGGCUGAGUGUUGGUGGCGGCAGCGCCUCCCGUGGUAACAUGAGUGUUCCCCGAGAUGCCAGGCAGCAGCACUAUCUUGCUGGAGAGCAAGCCUCCACCGCCUACGGCGGCACCGAGAGAGCCCGUCUGCUGGAAUUUCGCCGGGGUUUUGGUCUGCCGGCCACGCUGGGUGGUCGUGAUAUCCAUGUCGGUGUCCAUGAUGUCGUGUUUUCCGCGGUUUGUGUUGUGUCGUGUGUGUUGUCUCGAAGUGAGCGCUACAACUCACGGACGGCGUCAUUUUUUUGACACAAGUUGCACAAGUCCACGUCACACGAUUAAAAUGACUGCACACAGGUUCCAAGUUUUUGAAAGACAAAUGUCGAAAAUUUUGACAAAAAAGUCGGUCCGUUUAAAACGGCCG